Lingula anatina is the source of this 1327-nucleotide messenger RNA. RefSeq names its product C-type lectin mosGCTL-1. The record is from RefSeq and is a predicted model, not a curated record. Lineage: Eukaryota; Metazoa; Brachiopoda; Lingulata; Lingulida; Lingulidae.
CUCUCCCCGCCGUAACACUGUCCCCCAGGCGUCGACAUCGUAUAGUAGUGACUGUGAACACUGAAAAUAUCCACAAACAUCUGACAACAGAUCUACGUGUACCGGAGGCCCACAUGGUCGUAGUAUAUAUUUAUACGCUUGGCUUGCCGUCCAAUCUCUUUGUCUUAUCCUCAAUAUAAGGCACGGUCUGUUCGCUACUUCUUCACCUUUCUCUAUCUCACUCACUAACACCACUCUGGGUAUUACACCACAACAUGCGUCAUCUCAUAUUGACCACACUGCCAUAGUAAUUGGACUAUUUACACUGCAUGAGUAUAAAUACACCGGCACGUCUCUGUAGACCUGACAGGAUUUUUCAAGUCCGGACAAAACUGUCGCGCCGUUCACUCGUGCGUGCCAAGAAGAAAGAUAGAAAUGACACCCGCAUUCCAUUUCUUACUGCUGACUUUAAGUAUCGGUCUGAUAGACCAGACGCUGGGCCGACCUUACGACGGACCUAAGGAACCGCCGCCCGUGCUUCUGGUGGACGACUGCCCAGAAGGAUGGCAUGGAUACCUGCUGAGCUGUUAUAAGUUUGGCCUGGACUACGUCACGCAGGCUGGAGCUAAGGCGGCUUGCAAAGAGCUGGCGUCUUCUCUUGUUGCAAUAGAGACGGAGGACGAGAACGACUUUUUAGGGCGGAAAAUAUCGGAUAUUUACUACACCAACACCCCCUGGCGGCGCAGAGAUGGUUAUGAACAGUGGUGGACUGGGGGAGUGAGAGACGGAGAUGGCUGGGCUUGGGAAGACAGCACUUCUGGGGAAAAGACGCCAGUAACUUACACAGACUGGCACGACCCAGAGCCGAACGGAGCGUCCCGCGGAGAAGAUUUCCUUACCUUGGUGUUCAACAGGAACCGCAGCUACAGCAAGCAGACGAUCGGUUGGAAUGACAAUGAUGGCUCCGAAUCCUCCACUCACAGGUUUAUUUGUGAAAUGGACCCAAUCACGUGGCCACUAUUGCAAUAGCUGCGCAUGCGUUUCCGAACAGAAUGGUCGAAGGUCUAUUUUCCCCUGAUGAGUAAAGGGGUCGUUACACAGAUUUUCUUCCACAUUUAAAACAGCUUUCUCAAAGAUAUAAUGAAAUUUUCGUAACUUGUGUUUGUUUAUUUCGAGGCAAAUUCUAGCGAACCUUUUAAAGAGGCACACAUGCUUACACCACGUUCAUGAUUAUUACUAAUUGCAUACAGAAAUAAAGAUGAUGGUUCGAAAAUGGUAUUUUAAUGGCAGUAAUAUAUAUACACACUGUAUGUACAGUGGCGUUUGUUUCCAAGACGGUACCGGUCAA